CUCCAAGGACUCCAGCUCCCAGAAGCCUCGGCUACCGUGCGGCAAUGACAAGGCCUUCUGGGAGAUGAAGUCCGAGAGCGUUUGAGGCGGCAAGAAUGGCGUCGUGGCGAGAAGAGGCGGUGUACGCGUGCGCAGAAGGACAGGCAGGUCAGGCCACGGCGGCGGCGCCUUCUCCCCCUUCUCCCCCUCUUCCUCCUCCUCCUUUUUCUCUUCAGCCGGAGACGAAAAGCUGAAGGAAAGAAAGUGGCUGAGGCGACAGUGUUUGGGACCUGGGAAUGCCGUGCCCUCUGGAGCAGUUUCUAAAGAAAGAGGAAAUACUCUCUGAGUAACAUUUUGCGAUGGAUUAAAGCCAGAGUCUUUUGGAAUGAUGCUACCCACAGGCUACACAAGAGACUUGGAGUUGUUUUUUGCAUCCCGCAGGCAAGAACUUUAGCUGUGCCAGCCAGCGUCUCUCCUCAAAUGCAGGUCAAGGGAAGGAGCUCACCUCAGCCCUGCAAAGAGACGUCUGAUGCCCUCAAUUGUUCAGAGGGGCCUCAUUUCCCUACCUUUCCAGGAGCUUCUCCUUUAUCUAGCUUAGUUGACUGUCCUUUGUGUAGCCGUCCCAUACAGGACCAGUCCUCGCAGUUCCCCUCUCUGCUGUGGCAUCUUUCCAGGCUUGAUUAUGGGGAUUCUUGCCAACCCCAAGGCCAUUGGAGGCCGGCUGUGAACUUCGCAAUGGCGUGCCUGAUAGGCCAUGGACCUACUGCAUGCACGAAGGUGCCGCUGAAUGAUAGGAGAACUGGCUGAUUGUUCCCGGCGGCCUCUUUCUACCUGUCUCAGGAUUUUGUAGGGCCUCCCCUGCCCUCUCCCUCUCACCAUGUUUCUACUGCUGCCAUUUGACAGCCUGGUGGUGAACCUGCUGGGCAUUUCCCUGACUGUCCUCUUCACCCUGCUCUUGGUCUUCAUCAUUGUGCCAGCCAUAUUUGGAGUUUCCUUUGGCAUCCGCCGGCUUUACAUGAAAACGCUGCUGCAGAUCUUCCAGUGGGCAACGCUGAGGAUCGAGCGUGGUGCCAAAGAGAAGAACCACCCGCUUUAUAAACCCUAUGUCAAUGGCAUCAUUGCAAAGGAGCCCACUUCGCUGGAGGAGGAAAUCAAGGAGAUCAGACGCAGCGGGAGCAACAAGGCCUUGGACACCCCGGAGUUUGAGCUCUCCGAUAUCUUCUAUUUCUGCCGCAAGGGCAUUGAGACCAUUAUGGAUGACGAGGUGACCAAGCGCUUCUCGGCCGAAGAGCUGGAAUCAUGGAACCUGUUGAGCAGAACCAACUAUAAUUUCCAUUAUAUCAGCUUGCGCCUCACAGUCCUGUGGGGGCUGGGUGUCGUGAUCCGCUACUGCAUCUUGCUGCCACUCAGGGUAGCCCUGGCUUUCACUGGCAUUAGCCUCUUGGUGACAGGCACAACCAUGGUGGGCUACUUGCCCAAUGGAAGGUGCAAGGAGUUCCUAAGCAAGCAUGUGCAUCUGAUGUGUUACCGGAUUUGUGUACGAGCCCUUACAGCCAUCAUCACUUACCACCACCGAGGGAACAGACCUCGCAAUGGAGGAAUCUGCGUGGCUAACCACACUUCCCCGAUUGAUGUCAUAAUCCUGGCCAGCGAUGGCUACUACGCGAUGGUGGGCCAGGUUCACGGAGGGCUGAUGGGGGUGAUCCAGAGGGCCAUGGUGAAGGCUUGUCCCCACGUCUGGUUUGAACGCUCUGAAGUUAAGGACCGCCAUCUAGUGGCCCGAAGGCUGUCAGAGCAUGCUCAUGAUAAAAAUAAGCUACCCAUCCUGAUUUUCCCUGAAGGCACUUGCAUCAACAACACAUCUGUGAUGAUGUUCAAGAAAGGGAGCUUUGAAAUCGGUGCCACAGUUUAUCCUGUUGCUAUCAAGUACGACCCCCAGUUUGGAGACGCCUUUUUUAACAGCAGCAAAUACGGCAUGGUGACCUACCUGCUGAGGAUGAUGACUAGCUGGGCCAUUGUCUGCAGUGUCUGGUAUCUCCCACCAAUGACCAGAGAGCUCGAUGAAGAUGCUGUGCAGUUUGCCAAUCGCGUGAAGUCUGCCAUUGCGAGGCAGGGGGGCCUUGUGGAUCUUUUGUGGGAUGGAGGCUUAAAGAGGGAAAAGGUGAAGGACACAUUCAAGGAGGAGCAGCAGAAGCUCUACAGCAAGAUGAUUGUGGGCAACCACGAGGAUCGGAGCCGUUCCUGAGUUUUCCCAUGUCCGAGGGCUCCCGCAGCGCAGACGUCUUUCCGGGGCCACGUGACGUGGCAGUUUUCCUCUUAAGGCUUUGGACAUGUUUCGUUCCGUAGCCUCUCAAUGGUGCUGGCUAGCGGCUACUGAGAAAAAGGCCUUGUCCUCAAUCCCUGUGGUUUUCCCCACUGGCCAGACAGCAGCAGCAGCUAAGAACUUCACAUCCUAGUGGAGGUGGCAGCAUGGGCUAUGCCUUGUGCCUCUGCCUCAGCUCUGUGGGAGCCCGUGUCUCUCUCUGCGUGCGUCCAUGCAUGCGUGCCUGUGUCAGAUGCGACAGCCCAGCUGGAUGCAUCGAGUCCCUACUGCCAGUGACGGAGGUGCCUCCUGCAACAUCCUUCCUUUCUUGGGGAAAGGCACAACCCCCUUUCUCGUGUCCUUUCUUCACUCUUCUGUCCCCCUUCUCUGAACUGACUUCAGUUGCAUGGGUUCACUUUGCAUUUUAUAAUUAAAAGGUAUAGACGAA
Anolis carolinensis (green anole) is the source of this 2729-nucleotide messenger RNA. RefSeq names its product glycerol-3-phosphate acyltransferase 4 (gene gpat4). Gene Ontology annotation, biological process: triglyceride biosynthetic process. The transcript is spliced from 13 exons. The record is from RefSeq and is a predicted model, not a curated record. Gene Ontology annotation, molecular function: glycerol-3-phosphate O-acyltransferase activity. Gene Ontology annotation, cellular component: endoplasmic reticulum. Bases 857 to 2224 code for a protein of 455 amino acids. Lineage: Eukaryota; Metazoa; Chordata; Lepidosauria; Squamata; Anolidae.